Messenger RNA from Chiloscyllium plagiosum (whitespotted bambooshark), 3858 nucleotides. The record is from RefSeq and is a predicted model, not a curated record. NCBI's taxonomy places the organism in Eukaryota, Metazoa, Chordata, Chondrichthyes, Orectolobiformes, Hemiscylliidae.
AUGGCAACCAUUGGGCGCAGAGCAGAGCAGGAACCAGCAGCGACCCAGAGUGGAGCAGGGAUGGCAGCAAUAAAGCCCAGAGCGAAGCGGGGUCAGCCAGGGGCCCAGAAUGGAGCAGGGUCAACCCGCGGCCCAGAGUGGAGCAGGGUCAACCCAGGGCCCAGAAUGGAGCAGGGUCAACCCGGGGCCCAGAGUGGAGCGGGGUCAACCCAGGGCCCAGAAUGGAGCAGGGUCAAACCGGGGCCCAGAGGGGAGCGGGGACAACCAGGGGCCCAGAGUGGAAUGGGGUCAACCUGGGGCCCAGUGUGGAGCGGGGUCAGCCUGGGGCACAGAGUGGAGCAGGGUCUGCCAGGGACUCAGAGUGGAAAGGGGUCAAUCAGGGACUCAGAGUGGAGCGGGGUCAGCCAGGGACUCAGAGUGGAGUGGGGUCAACCCGGGGCCCAGAGUGGAGCGGGGUCAGCCAGGGACCCACAGUGGAGCGGGGUCAACCCGAAGCCCAGAGUGGAGCGGGGUCAGUCAGGGACCCAGAGUGGAGCGGGGUCAACCCGAAGCCCAGAGUGGAGCGGGGUCAGCCAGGGACUCAGAGUGGAGUGCGGUCAACCCGGGGCCCAGAGUGGAGCUGGGUCAGUCAGGGACUCAGAGUGGAGCGGGGUCAACCCGGGGCCCAGAGAGGAGCGGGGUCAGCCAAGGGCCCAGAGUGGAGCAGGGUCAGCCAGGGACCCAGAGCAGAGCAGGGUCAGCCAAGGGCCCAGAGUGGAGCAGGGUCAGCCAGCGACCCAGAGCAGAGCAGCGUCAGCCAGGGACUCAGAGUGGAGCGGGGUCUGUCAGGGGCCCAGAGUGGAGCGGGGUCAGCCAAGGGCCCAGAGUCGAGCCGGGACAACCAGGGACCCAGAGAGGAACGGGGUCAGCCAGGGACCCAGAGUGGAGCAGAGUCAACCCGGGGCCCAGAGUGGAGCGGGGUCAGCCAGGGACCCAGAUUGGAGCGGGGUCAGCCAGGGACCCAGAGAGGAGCAGGGUCAGCCAGGGACCCAGAGUGGAGCAGAGUCAACCCGGGGCCCAGAGUGGAGCGGGGUCAGCCAGGGACCCAGAUUGGAGCGGAGUCAACCCGGGGCCCUGACUGGAGCGGGGUCAGCCAGGGGCCCAGAGUGGAGCAGGGUCAACCAGGGACCCAGAGCAGAGCAGCGUCAGCCAGGGACUCAGAGUGGAGCGGGGUCAACCCAGGGCCCAGAAUGGAGCGGGGUCAACACGGGGCCCAGAGGGGAGCGGGGACAACCAUUGGCCCAGAGUCGAGCGGGGUCAACCCAGGGCCCAGUGUGGAGCAAGCGGGGUCAACCCGGGGCCCAGAGUGGAGCAGGGUCUGCCAGGGACUCAGAGUGGAGAGGGGUCAACCAGGGGCCCAGAGGAGAGCGGGGUCAGCCAGGGACCCAGAGUGGAGUGGGGUCAACCAGGGACUCAGAGCAGAGCAGGGUCAGCCAGGGACCCAGAGUGGAGCGGGGUCAACCAGGGGCCCAGAGUGGAGCGGGGUCAGCCAGGGACCCAGAGUGGAGUGGGGUCAACCAGGGACUCAGAGCAGAGCAGGGUCAGCCAGGGACCCAGAGUGGAGCGGGGUCAACCAGGGGCCCAGAGUGGAGCGGGGUCAGCCAGGGACUCAGAGUGGAGCGGGGUCAGCCAGGGACCCAGAAUGGAGCGGGGUCAACCCGGGGCCCAGAGUGGAGCAGGGUCUGCCAGGGACUCAGAGUGGAGAGGGGUCAACCAGGGGCCCAGAGGGGAGCGGGGUCAGCCAGGGACCCAGAGUGGGGCAGGGUCAACCAGGGGCCCAGAGUGGAGCGGGGUCAGCCAGGGACCCAGAGUGGAGCGGGGUCAACCAGGGACACAGAGGGGAGAGGGGUCAACCAGGGACUCAGAGUGGAGCGGGGUCAGCCAGGGUCCCAGAGUGGAGCAGGGUCAGCCAGGGACCCAGAGUGGAGCGGGGUCAACCAGGGGCCCAGAGUGGAGCGGGGUCAGCCAGGGACUCAGAGUGGAGCGGGGUCAACCAGGGGCCCAGAGUGGAGCGGGGUCAACCAGGAACCCAGAGUGGAGCGGCGUCAGCCAGGGGCCCAGAGUGGAGCGGGGUCAACCAGGGGCCCAGAGUGGAGCGGGGUCAGCCAGGGUCCCAGAGUGGAGCAGGGUCAGACAGGGACCCAGAGUGGAGCAGGGUCAACCCGGGGCCCAGAGUGGAGCGGGGUCAGCCAGGGGCCCAGAGUGGAGCGGGGUCAGCCAGGGGCCCAGAGUGGAGCUGGGUCUGCCAUGGGCCCAGAGUGGAGCUGGGUCAGCGAGGGGCCCAGAGUGGAGCAGGGUCUGCCAGGGGCCCAGAGCGGAGCUGGGUCUGCCAGGGGCCCAGAGUGGAGCGGGGUCACCCAGGGGCCCAGAGCGGAGCUGGGUCCGCCAGGGGCCCAGAGUGGAGCGGGGUCUGCCAGGGGCACAGAGCAGAGCUGGGUCUGCCAGGGGCCCAGAGUGGAGCUGGGUCUGCCAGGGGCCCAGAGUGGAGCGGGGUCUGCCAGGGACCCAGAGCAGAGCAGGGUCAGCCAAGGGCCCAGAGUCGAGCGGGGUCAGCCAGGGACCCAGAGAGGAACGGGGUCAGCUAGGGGCCCAGAGUGGAGCAGGAUCAUCCAGGGACCCAGUGUGGAGCGCGGUCAGCCAGGGGCCCAGAGUGGAGCGGGGUCAGCCAGUGACCCAGUGUGGAGCGGGGUCAGCCAGGGACCCAGAGCAGAGCAGGGUCAACCAGGGGCCCAUGGUCGAGCGGGGUCAUCCAGGGACUCAGAGUGGAGCGGGGUCAACCAGGGACUCAGAGCAGAGCAGGGUCAGCCAGGGACCCAGAGUGGAGCGGGGUCUGCCAGGGGCCCAGAGUGGAGCGGGGUCAGCCAGGGGCCCAGAGUGGAGCGGGGUCUGCCAGGGACCCAGAGUGGAGCAGGGUCAGCCAGACACCCAGAGUGGAGCAGGGUCAGCCAGCGACUCAGAGUGGAGCAGCGUCAACCAGGGGCCCAGAGUCGAGCGGGGUCAACCAGGGGCCCAGAGUCGAGCGGGGUCAACCAGGGACUCAGAGUGGAGCGGGGUCAGCCAGGGACCCAGAGUAGAGCGGGGUCAACCAGGGACUCAGAGUGUAGCGGGGUCAACCAGGGGCCCAGAGUCGAGCGGGGUCAACCAGGGACUCAGAGUCGAGCAGGGUCAGCCAGGGACCCACAGUGGAGCGGGGUCAGCCAGGGACCCAGAGUGGAGCAGGGUCAGCCAGACACCCAGAGUGGAGCAGGGUCAGCCAGCGACUCAGAGUGGAGCGGGGUCAGCCAGGGACCCAGAGUGGAGCAGGGUCAGCUAGGGACCCAGAGUGGAGCAGGGUCAGCCAGACACCCAGAGUGGAGCAGGGUCAGCCAGCGACUCAGAGUGGAGCGGGGUCAGCCAGACACCCAGAGUGGAGCAGGGUCAGCCAGCGACUCAGAGUGGAGCGGGGUCAGCCAGCAACCCAGAGUGGAGCAGAGUCAGCCAGGGACCCAGAGGGGAGCGGGGUCAGCCAGGGACCCAGAGUGGAACGGGGUCAGCCAGGGACCCAGAGGGGAGGGGGGUCAGCCAGGGACUCAGAGUGGAGCAGGGUCAGCCAGGGACUCAGAGUGGAGCAGGGCCAACCCGGGGCCCAGAGUGGAGCGGGGUCAACCAGGGACCCAUAGUGGAGCGGGGUCAGCCAGGGACCCAGAGUGGAGCGGGGUCAGUCAGGGCCCAGAACACAGUGGAGACAUUGUCCAGCAGACACAGCACGAAGCUGGCUCCUCAUUGGGAACCAGUCGAACCCGGUCAAGCCACUUAAAUGCCCUUAUAGAAAGAUUAUAA